This is a messenger RNA of Callithrix jacchus (white-tufted-ear marmoset), 15096 nucleotides long. The record is from RefSeq and is a predicted model, not a curated record. Lineage: Eukaryota; Metazoa; Chordata; Mammalia; Primates; Cebidae.
UUUACUUUUUGCAGGUUUAGGUUGAUAAGGAGUUUUGAACUGCACUGUUACUUUUUGGUUUUGACUCUUUUUUAUUGUUGUUGGUUGGAUUUUGAGACAGGGCUUCACUCUGUUGCCCAGACUGGAGUGCGGUGAUGUGAUCCUAGCUCACUGCAGAUUCUACCACCUGGGCUGAAGCAGUCCUUCCACCUCAGCAUCCUGAGGAGCUGAGACCACAGGUUGUGUGCCACCAUGUCUGGCUAAUUUUUGUAUUUUUUGUAGAGGCGGGGUUUUGCUGUGUUGUCCAGGCAGGGCUGGGCUGGGCUUGAACUCCUGAGUUUAAGCAAUCUGCCCACAUUGGCCUCUCAAAGUGUUGGGAUUAUAGGCAUGAAACACUGCUCCCGCCAACUUUCUUUUGUUUUAAUGGCCCCUCUUAAUUUGCAUAUCACUGAAGACUAAGACCUUUUGUUGUAGGUAUUUUUUGUAGCAGCCUAGAAAUGACCCUUAAUCUUUGAACUUCAAUUUUACUCAUAAAAUGUGAUCUUUUCUUUGCCAUGCCAACUUCACAGGGUUGUUCAGACAUUCAAAUAUAGUAUUGAAUGGAUGUGCUUCUAUCUGUGUAAUGGUCCGUGUUCAGUCAUGGUAUAGUGAUGAGGUAAUCCUGGCAAAUGAAUGCCCCAGAAGGGCUAUGUCUUGAUUUGUAACCUAGUCCUUGGUCAAGUCUUGAUUCUUCCCCAUGAUGAUUCAUCCUGUUGUCCCAUUCUCAUUUAAUAACAUCUUGCUUUAUGCCCAGUUGGCCAUUAGCCAACGCUUGUUGAGUGUCUGCUGUUUGUCAAGCCUGUGCAAGAUGCUGGGGAUAUAGAGGUGAGAGGCCAGACCCGGUCUCCUGGGUGCUUGUUCAAGUAGGGAAGUUUAAGACUGCAACAGCAAUUCUUGCCUCAAUUUCUAGUCUGCUGGUCUGCCCAAAAGAUUUAAGACUUGUCAGCCCUACAAUUGCAUGAGCCAGUUCCUUAAAAUAAAUCAUAGUGUGUGUAUGUCUGUAUAUUCGUACAUAUAUCCAUUCACACACACACACACACACACACACACACAUAUUGUUGUGUUUUGUAUUGGUUAUUUUCUCUGUAGAGCCCUUACUGAUACAAUACUCAAUAAAUGCUCUCGUUGUGGAUGCAGUAAGAAGAGGAACAAGCGUAGUAAACAAGGUGCUUGCUGUGGUUGUAGCCAUGUUGGGUUUGAGCUGCCCAUGGAAUCCAGGUGGAAAUACUGGCAGGCACAUGUAGCUGGGUUGCAGAGAACUCACAUGAGUGGUCUGGACUGUGGAGAUAUAUAAGUGUGGAAGUCACCAGGGUGUAGCUGUCAGUUGAAGCUGUUUGUGGAUGAUUUCACACAGAGAAAGUAGAGUAUGUAAGGUAAGAGGAAGUAUAAAGGUGGAACCCCAGGAAAUACCAACAUUUGGUGGGGAGGCGGAGGGGAGGAGACUGUACUGGAAACCAAGUAGGAGUAGACAGAGAGGGGGAAGAUCAAGAGAGAAUGGGUCAUGGAAACUAAGGCAGGGGAUGAUUUCAAGAAGGUGGAAGUACUGCAGUGUUAAGUGCCAUAAAAAGGUAGAGAGAAAUGUUGGAAAUUGUACAUUGGAUUUAGCUCCUAAGAGGUAUCACUGGAGGUGAAUGUUUCAGCAUCCCACCACCAUGUUACUGUGGGUGGGGGUGGAGUAGAGAAUCCAUGGUAAUGAAGUAGAGAUGGGUGUUUGCUGCUGCUGCUGCUGCUGCUUAAAGGAGCUCAGCUAGGAAGUGUGAGGAUAAGAAGGGGCUAUAGGCUUCCCAAGGAAGAGGUGAUUUUAGGAUGAGAGGGACUCUAGCAUGUUCAGAGGCUGAAGAAAGGAAGAGCCAGGUGAGAGGAAAAAAAAAUCAAUUCAGGAAGAGAAAGGAUAAGUGUUGAACAGGGUCUCUUCUGUGGAUGGAGGGACAAGCACAGGAAAUGGCCAGUAGCAUUGCCAGAGGAGGGGUGCCUCUUUCAUUUGACUGUGUGGAAAGAGGAAAGGCUAUUUGGGGAUACAGAGAAGUCUAUAGAAGGCAGGGGGCUGCAAUUUUUGCCCUUGUAAAAGCUUCUGUCUUUUUGUGUGAAGUGGAGCCUUGGCAUCCACUGAUAGCCAAGGGUAGAUGAUGCAGUAGGGUCUUUGAAGAAAGAGAAGGUAUAAAAUUACUGUGUGGAGCUUGGAAGUGGGAGUUGAUUUUUGCUCCUCAUUGUGUAUUGAAUGAAAGUUAUACUCCACAGUCUGAUAUUUACAAAGACCUCCACAAUCUGCCUUUUAUCAGUUCUGCCAGACUACCUAUAUUUUUUGUUUCAUUCUAGCACCCUUGUACUUUAGUUGAGUGUCUCUGAUGUGGCACUAGAAUGUGGCUUUGAGAGAUUAGAUGCUGUAGGGAAGAUGCUGUUAGACUGAGAGUCAGGGGUCCUGUGUCCAGUUUGGCUCCUCCACUUAUCAGCAAUGUGACCUUGGACAUACCUUAAUUCUCUAAGUUCAUUUUUUCAUUUAUAAACUGUUAAUAACAAUAGUAAGUAUUGAUGAAGGCGUGUCAAAUGAGAAAACAUAUUUUAAAGUGCUUUGAAGAGGGUGAGUAUUAUUUAAGUGGAGAUGGUCAUCAGGCCAUCCCUAAUCCUAGCCUCAGGGUUCCUUCCAUACCAUUAGAGUCCUCCACCUUCUCUCCAGCUGCCAUUUAAUUCAGCCUGUACUGUAUAGAGAAAUACCAGCUACUGUAAUAGAUAAACCCUGCUGAAACCUCAGUGGCUUAAAACAGUAGACAUAUCUGUGCUUAUUUAAAAUCCAGUCAUCUGUGGGGAUUGAGGGGGCCCAGCCUAAUGGUGCUCUGUCAUCUUCAAAUCAUGGUUUCCAAGGUUGCGCUGGGUGUCAGUGGCCAGCCAGCGGUGUUGGAUAAGAGUGUGAGAGGGCAUGAUUGGGAGGUGUUUGUAUACUAGGCUUAUGAUGGGAGCUAGUGACUCACGCCAAAGGAGAGGUGGUUGAGAAGAGGCAUCUAUCUACUGGAUGGGAGGUGAAUUUGGGGUGUGUGGGUGCUUAUUUGCACAAAAUGGUUGACGUGGCUCAAGAGGAGUGAGGCAGGACCUGUGCAACCCCAGGAGGGAAUGGAGAAGCUCUUGCCUGUAUGGGCAGAGCUUGGGAAGGGUCAAGGGGCCUAGGACUUGUUCAUGGUAAAGAAGGCAAGUGAUGCAAAGGUGAGAGAGAGGCCCCUGUGUCAGGGAAGAGGGAGCUGAGAACUGGGUGUUCACACACGUUUGUGGUGAGCUUCUUAAAAGCUAGGGAGGCAGACACUGUUUACCUUCCUAAGAUAAGAAAAUGAAUGUAGUGGUGCCUUGAUAAAGGCCACACAACUAAUAGGCAGCAGAGAAAUGAGCUAGGGCCUGGGUCUUUUGAAAAGAAAAGCCCCUAGUUGUGAGACCAGGAAACAUCCCACUGGGAGGGCUGGAAAACCUUGGCUUUGAAGAAGUUGGUUUGAAGUAAACCCUUGGGCACAGGGUGGAAGAGCACAUGUCGUGGCCUAUUCCUUUAUAGGUGACUCACCCUUUGCCUGCAUCUACUGGAUGGGAGGUGAAUUUGGGGUGUGUGGGUGUUUAUUUGCACAAAAUGGUGGAGGGGGCUCUGAGAAGAGUGAGGCAGGACCUGUGCAACGCCAGGAGGGAAUGAAGAGGCUCCUGCCUUGAUGGACAGAGCUUGGGAAGAGCCUAGGGGCCUAGGACUGGUUCCUGGUGAAGGAGGAAGGGCAAAUAUUCUAAUGCAGGGGUGUGCUUAAUGAGUUCAAGGACUGAAAGGGGACCAGGUUGGUACAAGACUAACAGGAGGAGAGGUGCGUGAGAAGAUAUUGGCAAGCAAAGCAGGGCCCAUAUCACUCAAGAACUUACAGGGCAUAUCAAGGUCUACUGUAAGGUCGAUGAGAAGCCAUUGUAUAUUUUGAGUAUGGUGUAUGAUGGCUUGAUAUAUAGUUUAAAAAGACCACCCAGACUGUUGUGUGGAGAAUGGGUAGAGGGGAGGCCAGAGUAUAAAUUGAGUGUAGUGGGUGAGGGAAAAGGAGGAAUUAGGAGGAAAUGAAAGUCUGGAGCUCAGAGAAGAGGUUCAGGCUGGAAAAUACAUUUGAUCCUGUAUUUCCUGUUAGCUCACUCCCUGUUUUUAGUCAGGCUUCCUGCGAAUAGCCUUAUCCAUGGUCUCUGCUUCCUCAACUCCUACAGUCAAUCCUCUGUACUCUGGCCUCUGUCACUGCCACUUCCUUGAAACAUCUCAGGCAAAGGGCACCCGAGGCACUUUGUGGUUACCUAAGUCUAGGCCUUUAGCCCUCGUCUGACUUGUCUUGCAUUCCUUCACACUGUGAGUCACUUCUGCCUUGAGAGGCCUUCCUCCUUAGCUCUUCUGUCUUUCUGACCCUUCAUUCUAUGGCCUCUUUCUGGUUUUCCAGUCCUCAGACCAUCCCUGAAAUGUUAGCAUUCCCCAGGCUCCUGGGUUUCCAGUUGGUCCUUUUGGCUUCCCCUGUACCCGUCUGUAUAGAAUAAACCCUACCCCACUUCAUUAGGCCAACAUCUACUUGCCUUUCCACCUUCACCUCAGGUGCCCCUCCUCCGAAAGCCGCCUCUGACCCCUCGGGUUGGUUAGGCGCCACUUCUCCUCCUUUUCCAUUUCUCCUGGAGCAUAAAGUAGAUUAUCUCUAUGAUAGCACUUAGCACCCUGUUUACUUAUUUGUCUCCCCAGUCUAAUAGUGCUUGAGGGAUAGAGUUACAAUGAAAUACUGCGUGAUCUAGGACAAAGAUUGCUUUCUACAGUUCAGGUGAAAGCCACGCUUUAUAAUAAAGGUAUCUACACCUGAUUGUAUAUCCUUUAAUAGGGCAUCAUUUCUCACUGGCUCUGAAGGCUGGAAUUCUGGUAUAAUAUAUUCUAUGAACAGAAGAGAUUAAUUUAACUAGAAAUAAUCAGUAAUUGUCUCAAUUUUCUGAAAGAAAAAAAUGACUAAGAAUCUGAAUUGCUUCAAAAGGGCUUCUAAAGACUUGCAUUUCUUGCCUAGUAAUUUGGAUCUCUGCUCCCUCACUCCCACCCCAAAGCCUGUUACAUGUGUCUUGUAUUUUGUGAUUCCACAAUUCUGGGUUUGACAUUACAAUUGCCUCCAUGGUGAUGAACACUAACGUUCUCUUAUGCUGAAUUGUGAUAGCCUUCUAAGGCAGCAAAUAGACUGAAUGAAAGAUGAGCUUCUGCCUUUAUAUUCUUCCCUCCGGCUACCCAACUCAUUGUGGUGAAAGAAAAAGAAAAUACUGGUGGAGACUGCAGUCUAUGCUUAGGACUGAAGUGCAACUCCAAAAGCAACACGCGACCCUUUAAAGAUGCUUGUGGGACUGUAUAAAGUGAAGAGGGAAACUGGAGAAAACAAUGAAAUUGAAUAGGGAAAACCUGCUUUCUGCAAACAACUGAAAAAACUGCACUUAGAAACUGUUUCUUUGGCUCUCACUGGGAAGCUGGAACUUGUAUUGUGAGGCCCCUGAUGGGACAAGCUCUGAACUGCUGAUCACCCAGUGAUUGUCACCAUGGCCAGCAAGAGGAAAUCCACCACACCAUGCAUGAUCCCAGUGAAGACAGUGGUGCUGCAGGAUGCCAGCAUGGAGGCCCAGCCCACUGAGACCUUGCCUGAAGGACCCCAGCAGGAUCUACCCCCAGAAGCACCUGCUGCCAACAGCGAGGCAGCCCAGAACCCCAACAGUACUGAUGGCUCUGCACUAGCCAAUGGGCAUCGGAGCACUUUAGAUGGCUAUUUAUAUUCCUGUAAAUACUGCAAUUUCAGAUCCAAUGACAUGAGCCAAUUUGUGGGACAUAUGAACUCAGAGCACACAGACUUUAAUAAAGACCCAACUUUUGUAUGCAGUGGGUGCAGUUUUCUGGCAAAAACCCCUGAGGGGCUUUCCUUGCACAAUGCCACGUGUCACUCAGGGGAAGCCAGCUUUGUGUGGAAUGUGGCCAAGCCAGACAAUCAUGUGGUUGUGGAGCAGAGCGUCCCUGAGGGCACCAGCACUCCUGACCUAGCAGGUGAGCCCAGUGCCGAAGGGACUGAUGGACAGGCAGAAAUCAUCAUUACCAAAACUCCAAUCAUGAAGAUAAUGAAAGGCAAAGCUGAAGCCAAAAAAAUUCAUACUCUCAAGGAGAAUGUCCCUAGCCAGCCUGUGGGUGAGGCCUUACCGAAGCUGUCGACUGGAGAAAUGGAGGUGAGAGAGGGGGACCAAUCCUUCAUCAAUGGGGCAGUUCCAGUCAGCCAGGCAUCUGCCAGCUCUGCAAAAAACACCCAUGCCACCAACGGGCCCCUGAUAGGAACAGUGCCAGUUUUGCCGGCUGGCAUAGCACAGUUCCUCUCUCUCCAGCAGCAGCCCCCAGUGCAUGCCCAACACCAUGCCCAACAGCCAUUGCCCACGGCCAAGGCCCUUCCCAAAGUGAUGAUCCCCCUGAGCAGCAUUCCAACGUACAACGCAGCCAUGGACUCGAACAGCUUCCUGAAGAACUCCUUCCACAAGUUCCCCUACCCAACCAAAGCUGAGCUCUGCUAUUUGACUGUGGUGACCAAGUAUCCAGAAGAACAGCUCAAGAUCUGGUUCACAGCCCAAAGGCUGAAGCAAGGGAUCAGCUGGUCCCCUGAGGAGAUUGAGGAUGCCCGGAAAAAGAUGUUCAAUACAGUCAUCCAGUCUGUGCCUCAGCCCACAAUUACGGUUCUAAAUACCCCACUGGUCGCCAGUGCUGGCAAUGUCCAGCAUCUCAUCCAGGCUGCUCUCCCAGGUCACGUUGUAGGGCAGCCAGAGGGCACAGGAGGGGGACUUCUAGUCACUCAGCCAUUGAUGGCCAAUGGGUUACAAGCAACAAGUUCCUCUCUCCCCCUCACAGUGACAUCUGUCCCCAAGCAGCCAGGUGUGGCACCCAUUAACACUGUGUGUUCAAAUACAACAUCAGCUGUGAAGGUGGUCAAUGCAGCCCAGUCGCUCCUCACAGCCUGCCCCAGCAUAACCUCCCAAGCCUUCCUUGAUGCUAGCAUCUACAAAAAUAAGAAAUCUCACGAACAGCUGUCGGCUCUGAAAGGGAGCUUCUGUCGGAACCAGUUCCCAGGGCAGAGCGAAGUUGAGCAUCUCACCAAAGUGACCGGCCUCAGUACCAGAGAGGUGCGGAAAUGGUUCAGUGAUCGUAGAUACCACUGCCGGAACUUGAAGGGCUCCAGAGCGAUGAUGCCUGGAGAUCACAGCUCCAUCAUCAUUGACUCUGUGCCAGAGGUGUCCUUCUCCCCAUCAUCCAAGGUCCCUGAGGUCACCUGCAUCCCACCAACAGCCACAGUAGCAACUCACCCUUCUGCCAAACGACAAUCUUGGCACCAGACUCCUGACUUCACACCAACCAAAUACAAGGAGAGAGCCCCUGAGCAACUCAGAGCCCUGGAGAGCAGUUUUGCACAAAACCCUCUUCCUCUUGAUGAGGAACUAGACCGCUUGAGAAGUGAAACUAAAAUGACCAGAAGAGAAAUUGAUAGCUGGUUUUCAGAGAGACGGAAAAAAGUGAAUGCUGAGGAGACUAAGAAGGCUGAGGAGAAUGCCUCUCAGGAGGAAGAGGAGGCUGCUGAGGAUGAGCGUGGAGAAGAGGAUUUGUCCAGUGAGCUAAGGGUCUCUGGUGAAAAUGGCUCUCUGGAAAUGCCCAGCAGCCAUAUCUUGGCAGAGCGUAAAGUCAGCCCCAUUAAAAUCAAUCUGAAGAACCUGCGGGUCACUGAAGCCAAUGGCAAGAAUGAGAUUCCAGGGCUGGGUGCCUGUGACCCGGAAGAUGAUGGGUCAAACAAACCGGCAGAGCAGUUCCCAGGCAAAGUGAGCUGCAAAAAGACUGCCCAGCAGCGGCACUUGCUACGGCAGCUCUUUGUCCAGACACAGUGGCCGAGCAACCAAGACUAUGACUCCAUAAUGGCCCAGACAGGUCUGCCCCGGCCAGAGGUGGUGCGCUGGUUUGGAGACAGCAGGUACGCACUGAAGAAUGGCCAACUCAAGUGGUACGAAGACUAUAAGCGAGGCAACUUCCCACCAGGGCUACUGGUCAUUGCCCCUGGCAACCGGGAGCUUCUUCAGGACUAUUUCAUGACGCACAAGAUGCUCUACGAAGAGGACCUGCAGAACCUCUGUGACAAGACCCAGAUGAGCUCCCAGCAGGUCAAGCAGUGGUUUGCUGAGAAAAUGGGGGAGGAGACCCGAGCCAUGGCAGACACAGGCAUUGAGGACCAGGGCCUUGGUACUGGUGAGCUCACAGCAGUUCACAAAGGGAUGGGUGACACCUAUUCAGAGGUAUCUGAGAACAGUGAGUCGUGGGAGCCCAGUGUCCCUGAGGCCAGCUCAGAGCCCUUUGACACAUCGAGUCCCCAGGCUGGACGUCAGCUCGAAACAGACUGAAUUUGAUCUGAUUAAUGUGAAGGACUGGCCAGUCUGGGAUACCGCCUGCCACGUGGAAGAGCCAAACCCAACUCUCUGCUGCCACAUGCCCAGCUGCUGGGCACCUGAGAAAGCUUCCGGAGUCCUCGCAGACAGCCCAGAGCCUGCCGCUAUCCUUGGCCUGCCCACCACCAAGCAAGCAGCAAGGAAGACAGGGUUCUCAUCAGUUCUUCCUCCCACAAUGUAGGACCUUUCCUUUACCUUCCAAUGGAUAAAAUAGUUCAGAUUUCAUAUUCAUAUUCAUAGACACAGAAUCAAGUUUUUAAAGUAUACGUCUACCUAUAUAUGUUAAAUAAAACAUCAGACUAUCAACACUGUCAUUACAUAGAAACUUUGAUUAGCCAAGCAAUGCAUUGUCCUUUACAUCAUCUCUCAAAAUGACCUGUGUCUGUUCUCUGGGGAUCGCUGGGUCACAGGUGCCCCUUACCUUCCACAGUCAGGCAGGGAAGUUAUAGGCACACUCAAAGCUACAUCUGGAACCCCUUAGUGCCCUCUUUGUGUUCCUCAAGGAAGCAGUACCUUUGAAGGGAUCUCUGCUGCAUUAAAUGGUGACCAGCUAACAUUUCAUGCCAGGCUUGGUUUGCCUUGUGGGCUACUCAGUGCAGAACCUGCUGUAACCCUCCGUUCAAAAAACGGACUGGCAAUGUGAUUAAUGUUGGAUGCUUUACCACUGUCUUUAGUUGUUACCGUGAUUCUGCUAUUUCACGGGAGUUUGAAUCAUGGACCCUAACUUUUCAGUUGCCAGAUCAACUGAAGAAACAUGUGUUGUUAAGCCUAAUCUGCUGACCUAUGUGCCUGCAAUUUUUUUUUUUUUAAAUCUAGACAUGUUUGGAGUGAGAGGAAGAUGGAAAAAAGAAAUGGGGUGGGGAUGUAAGUGGAAGUCUAUAGCCUGUAGCUUUGACCACUGUGGUUUUCAGAGCCCUUUCUCCACACUCAUUUCAGAGCCUCCUAUGGUUUGGGAAGGAAGAACACACUGUCCCAUUAGUAAAAGUGAAGGCUGAAGGGAUUUGUUCACUUCUUGGAAUUGUCAGAGGUAGGGUGGUCUUUAGCACAAAGACUUGUAUGCAGGGUUCCCUGGCAGAACACCCAGAGUGCCCCUGGCUCCCACCCCAGGGCCUGGCUGGUGUGCUGGAUGCACACCUGAGGGUGCUGGGCAUCACUGGUCCUUGUGAAGAUGCUUUUAAAAUUCUAUAUUUAUAUCCCCAAACUUGGAAACAAGAACUCUACUUUAGCCUAACCCUCAUGUCCUUUUUUGAAUUGAGAAAAUUACAGGAAAGGGUGCCUUUGAAAAUUAGAAAACAUGCUUACAGAGCUGUACUAAAUGGUAAAUCCCCAAUUUUCCCAAGACCAGCUGCUCUGAGAGUGGCAAGUAAAGAGGGGUGAACUAAAGACCUGUCCACCUAUAGCUCCGCUCACCUCUGAGAAAUCACCUGCUUCCCAGAGUGCCAAGCCACAGGUGCCAGGCCUUGUUGGCACAGACAGCUCCUGGGCUGGCUGGGUGACAGUGCUAGAAGACCCCAGAGAGAGGGCAGAGGCUUUGGGCAAGAAGCACUAGUGGUAGUUUAGGGACUGUCCUCCCCUGUCCCAGGGAACUGGACCUGGCAGGGCAGCAUUCUCAUGUGGCUCUAAAGACAAGCAUGGCGGUAGCCCCUCCUGCCUUCCAGGAGAGGGCUUCUUUGGAAACCAAAAUCAUGUUCUUCUAAAGUGUCAUCUUCUGCCCUCCCCAUCCCAAUAGGGACCACAUCUUAUUUCUUUCAAAUGGACUGUAAGUACUUAGCAAGUUUUGCCAGCCAAUUUUUGUAUUCUUACCGUUUGGGGAGUGAAGAUUUUUGGUGUCAAAAACCUUUUAGGAAUUGCCAGGAAUGGCGAGUGAUUGCUUUCCUCCAGAGAACAGACACUUGGAAUUUCUCCUUUUAGUGUUUAUGUACAUGCAGAUUAAUUUAUACACACACACACACACACAGAGUAUAAUUUGAUUCUCAUAAAAUGUGCAUCUGGCGCGUGCAUUUGAGAAACUUGGUGGCACACGGAUGUUGGGGAAGUAGCCUGUGACAGAGGGAUGCCAGUGCACUAGGUGGCUGGGGUGGAAGCCAUCUCCAGGUGUCUGAGAAACCACCCAGUGCCUCACCUCCAAAUCCUGCUGGCAUCACCUCCAGAGCCCUGCAUGCUCUGGCUGAGGAGUUGGUCUGUGGAGAGGAUUUUAUUGGUUAUUUGUAUUUACAUUUAAUUUACAACCCAAACAGCAAAACACAGUUGGUGGACAAGUUAAUGCAGGACAGAGAGUGUCCCAGCCAUGGGCACCAGCUCAUCUUUCAGGAGGAAAAGUACAGUGCUGCCUGCCCUGGCAUGGUUUUCUUACAGAUGUUGGCCCUGCCCAACAGCCAGGGCUAUACCACAAAAGGCAAGAAUGCCCAUGUAAGGAGCCCAGCAGGCUGGACAGACCCUUCUUCCCCUCCUCUUGGAUGAGAAUGAGUGAGUAUGGUCUAGACCUUAACCUUGAAAGAUGAUUAACAGUGAUGAUGAGGGAGGCAGUCAUCAGGCAGGUGCUUAAAGGGAUGUUGUAGGAGGUACUCAAGGGUUUGGGGGCAAAACCCUGAAUGCAGCAUCAUUCACAGAGGCACACCCACACUAGCCCAGUGGCAGUGGGGGAUGUGGGGUGGCAGCCAGGUAUGUAGCCCUGUCACAAGACAGCUGACUGUGGUUUUGCACACUGCUGAAGGGUUGUGUUGUUGCCGUCAGUAGAAGGCAUUUGUGGGCUGCAGAGUUGAGAGGUGGAUGGGGUUAGUCUCUUCAGAAGAAAAGCCUAUGAAAAGUGGCUACUCUUAUCUGUUUUCUCUAUAUGCAGUUGGACUCAUCAGAGAUAGUAAAAUCAUCUUUUAGUGUUUUUUGUUGCUGACGUCUUGUACCUGUUUGUUUUUUACAUGUAGAUCCAGUUCUCAUAGGUGAAGCCAGAUCAUCAUUCUGAUAAAGGAAAUUUAAAUUUGAUACAUAUGCUUUGUAUAUUUUGAUUACUUGUGUUUUUGACUGUGAAGGAGCUUUUUUACUUUGGGAGGGAGGAGUGCCAUUUUUGAGAAUCUUGGGUUCCUGAAAAAGAAUGCCCUAGUUGGAUGGCUUGCCAGGGCUUUGUGAUUUGGUAGUGAUUGUACAACUUAAAGCUCCUUUCUCUUGGCUGAGUGACAGGUGGCUAUUCUGGAGGACCAAAGCACCUUGACACAAGGACUCUGCACCCUGCUCUCUAGUAGCACAAGGAGGAAAUUGGAUAGAACAUGGGAUAGUGUCUUAUGGACUCCCACAUGUACUAGUGAUCUCAUCUCCAGCUGGCCAUGGGAGGCUGUCCCAUCAGGAAGUUUUGUAUUCUCUAGCCUGAGAUGUGGCCCUUGUGGGUUUUAUCUUAGUGAGUGACCUAGUUGCAGGUCCUGUGUUCUCUCCCUCUCCCUCUUGGCUGCCUUUUAUGGAGGAAGGACACUGGCUUUUGUGGUUGGAUACUAUAUGCAUACUCCCUCCUUCAGCUCUGUGUGGAUGCUCCCUGCUUGGGCCUUGUGGCCUCUUUUUUCGUUGUCUCUUCUUGGACCAACAUCCUCAGAUUGGUGCAGCCUUUUCAGUUCAGAUAUCACAGCCCAAGUGGAUAAAGGCAACUUGCAGGAGAGGAGAGCCAGACAAGAAAUUGUUUUUUUUCUUAUGAGACAGAGUCACUGUGUUGCCAGGCUGGAGUGCAAUGGCAAGAGCUCUGUUCACUUCAACCUCCGCCUCUGGGGUUCAAGUGAUUCUCCUGCCUCAGCCUCCCGAGUAGCUGGGACUACAGGCGCACGUCAUCACACCCAACUAAUUUUUGUAUUUUUUUAGUAGAUUCGGGAUUUCACCACAUUGUCCAGGAUGGUCUCGAUCUCACAACCUUGUGAUCUGCCCACCUUGGCCUUUCAAAGUGCUGGGAUUACAGGCAUGAGCCACCUUGCCUGGCCAAGAAAAUUUUAAAACCAAACCUAGUUUGGGAUUUUCCUAAAGUCAUGUCUCUUUUUCCUGGUCAGAGUUUACCUGGGAGAUUUUGUCAGUUUGACUCACCAUUUGCAGAAGAUGUGCUUUUGUAUUAAGUUUAAAUUUUCACAUAUCACAUCCAUUUUCAAGAUAGUUAUACGUUGGAGAAGAAAAAUCUUCUAGACACAUGAAGGUCUAUGUAGUCAACUCUUCCAGGGCAAAGCCAGCAGUCCACCCAGGUCAGGUAGCCAGCAGGGCUCAGUUCCCCUCACUCCAGACAUGGACCCUCCUCUUCAGGGUCUCUUGACCCAGUUUCCUUCUCUCCUUGUCUCUGAGAGCACAGAUCUCUCUCAGCCAGCCUGCCCAGACCAUGGAGUGGCGGGGGCAUCCCUGUGUGGCCUGGGGAGCAUUUGAUCUCAAAAAAGCUCCAGUGCCUGAGCAGGGAGGGAGUUGUGGAGCUCAAGCCUUUCUCCUGUGCUCAAGUCCCUUCCCCACGUAAGGCUUCAACCUAAUGUACCCACCGUGUAGUUUUCUCUGGCCCAUUUAAAUGGAGCAGGGACAUGGCUGAGCCAUGACACACCAGGACUGGUGAGGCAACCAGUUUUGAUUUCGACAGAGUGGCUGGAUGAAAAGUGGCAACCAGGGUGCUGGUUUGCUUCGAGUGCAAAUGGAACCAACAGGUUUCUGCUGCAAUUUGUGUUACCAGUGCCAGGUCACACUAGGAGAGGUGGGGCAGGGCUAACCCAAGGUGUCUCUGAAUUCGCCGAGCAUCUGCACUUGGUUGUGCAGUUAAUGGGAGUACAUAGAGCAUCUGGCCUUAGAGAGGGGUUGAGACUCUCCUUUUUGGUUCUUUUUCCUGAGCUCUUUGAAUGGGGGCCCAGUCCUUCAUCAGACUGGAAAUAUGACAGAGAAGUUUCUAUUUAGCCCUAGAUCCCAGCAGGAUUCUAACUGCCCUGAAGUCUGGAGUGUAGGAGGGAACCCAGAGGCUGGGAAUGAGACUAGGCAGACCCUGGUUACCAUAUGGACAAGGAUAGGGGCAAACACUCACUUCCUCAGUUUUUGAAAGUCCUAUCUUUGGGUUUGCAGGACUUUGAGGAUGAUAAAGAAUGUAUAGUUACCAGCUUGUUGUUGCUGGUCCCAAGCUUCUACAGCCCUCAGAACCUGGCUUUUCUGGCUGCUCUGGCAGGAACUGGGCCAAGGGAGAAGGGAGAAAGGCAGCCACUCUGGUGGGGACUCCAGGCACCUUCCUGCUGUCUGCUUGGAUAGGCGGUGAGUGCCGGGGUACUGAGAGGAGCCUGAGCAUUUACCUGCCAUUAGUGCCUCUUACUUCAGGAGACCAGCUUGAAGUGUGUGUAUGUGUGUACAUGCUGACAAUCUCAUGUGUCAGAGGAGCACCUGUAUGUGUUAAUGUAGUCUUUCUUGGUUAAUGCUUUUUAGCUUUUGUUUCCUUUCCAUAAAUGGAUGAUUCAAAAUUAAUGUGACUGGAGUUAAAGGUGAACUGUCAGGCUGUUCACUCACUAAAUAUAGAGAGCUACAACUGCUUGGUCUUUCCCAAGAGUCAAACCUGAGUAGAAAUACUGUUAAAAGAAGAAUCUACCACAAGGGACCUAUGAAUCCUGUAAUUUGUGUUUAAGGAGAUUUGUCACUAUCCCUGGUUCCUGCCCAUACAGUGCUAUCUCAUUCUUGCAGUUUGCUUGAAACAGGGCCAGAGCCCAUAGGAGAUUGUCAGCAGGAGUGGGGAACGCCAGCACCCACUCCUCAGCAGGGACCCAGUACGACAAUCGGGUUGUUUCCUGUUAGACUGGGUCAGGGCCAGGGGAGAAGCAGUCACCCAUGUAGAGAGUUCCUGCCGAGUUUCUGAGCAGUUGCUUUGUUCAACAGUGUCAGGAGGGUCAGAUUGUGCCAUAAUUGUUAUUAAAGAGAAAACACGCCUACCUUCCUCUCUUCCCUGCUGGCCAUUGUUCAUUGAGAUUUUACUGAGUGCAGCCUUUGUGGAAGUCAGGGAGGUUGCCAAAGGCCUGUAGAUGCCUCCUGACCAGGUCUUGAUUCCUGGUAUUCUAGCACCCAUUUGCAUUCUGGUCUUCAGCACAAAGCCUUGUUCCCUGUGGCCAGACUGCCAGGCAGUUCAGACUGGGGAGUGACUGUUGAGCAGUCUGCUCUCAGCGGAGAUGGCUGAAGAGGUGAUCAUCUUGGUGCUAAACAAGUAAGAGGCAACUGCCCUGUUUUUGUUUGUCCUGAGGCACAACGAAACUUUAGCCAAAUUCUGCAAGAGGGUCCCAUCUCCUGCCAUGGCCAGGUGUGAGACUGAACCGAGAAAUGGCAUACUCUUAUCACUUAAGCCUUGGGUAGAAUGGGAAUUCCUUACCCUGGGUAAAUGUUUUAACAACAAAAAUGGAAGUCAACUUUGGUUUGGACUGUGGUUGUGCUGAGGCAGAAGUGGGGCUGCCCUCUUGGGGCUGAAUCUCCAGGCCUCAUGAGGUCCCCUGUGGGGAUGCUGCUAUUUCUAAGAUGCAAAUUGCACAUUUCCUAGAUUUUGUAUCUGUGGAUUUGGAUAAGGGAGGGGAACAGGGACAAAUGCUUGUACAAUUUGAAGUGGACUUCAAUGGUACUUCAAACCUUUUGAUUGUUCCUAAAUAAAAACAUAAAUAUAUUUCA